UUCUCUGAAGUUAAGAUCUUCCUCUUUUUCAGGAACAAAACACGAUCAACUCUCUCUCUCUCUCUCUCUCGAUCGAAUUGCUUUCGGGCCUCAGUAGAAUUAUCCAAUUCUUGAAUGAGUAUACCCAAACUUAAAUUCAAAAAGUGGUAACAGUAUUUCAGUUUUUUGGCUUAAUGAACUUGACCGAGUUGACUCAGUUGAGAUCAUGAUUCGAUAGCCGGCGGCAACGAUGACGUCACCACCAACGACAAAAAGUAACGCUAAGCAUCGGAUCGACGGCAGCGGCGAUAACAAUCAAUACAACAACAACAAUAAUAAUAUUGGCGGGAACCAUCGGGGGAGUAGAAUGGGGGAGACGGCGGGGGAGUGCGCGGCGGUGUGCUGUUGCUGUCCAUGCGCCAUGAUUCACCUUUUGAUCCUAGCCGUCUACAGACUCCCCGCAGGACUCUGGAGGAAAAGGAAGAGGAAAAGAUUAUUGAAGCAAAAGAAGAGGAAAAAUUCGGAGAAUCCGGCGAAAAAGAAGAGCGGAAUCCAGGUCGAUUUAGGAGAAAAUGAUGAAUCGACGGAAGUGGGAGAUUGCAGCAAUAACAACCAUGGCGAAAAAAUCGAAACCCUUGAUUGGGACAGGGAAAUGUGGGACCGGUUCUAUGGGGCCGGGUUUUGGAGAAGUACUUCACGAAGAGAUGGCGACUGAUUUCUGAUAAAUUUUUGUGACAAACUUCACCCCGCCGUGUUGAUUAGUCUAGUUUAAUUAGCAAUUCACGAGAGCCAUUGCUUUUUUGGGGGCUCGAGAAAGCUAUUUUGCGCAACUUCGAGAAACUCAUCCAAUCAAUGUUUUUUUGAAGGAGAAUCAAGUACUUCUUGAUAAAGGUUACGGUGUCAAUUGUUAAAAAAAAAAAAAGGGUUAAAGAUAUAUCAAUUUAUUGGGUUCAAGUCAUAACAAAGACGUCUGUGAUUUUGUAGAAACACCAAAGGCGUUACGAAAAAUUGAUUGAUUAAUGGGUUUCAAGCAAUGCAAUUGAGGAUGAAAUUGAAGUUGGAAAUUGAUGGAGAAAGAGAAGGUUUGGUAGUAAAGUGGAAGUUACCUAAUUGUGGCUUUAUUUUUGUGAAUGGGUUUAUUAUGGUACGCUUUCUUGUGUUAUUUUUCGAGAUAUUGCACAUACAAUGUAGCAAAGUAAAAUAUAUGUUUUGGGAUUGAGAUUUAUGUAAAUUGAAAAUUUGUAUCACUGAAGAGCUAUGGCUUUUGCACC
This is a messenger RNA of Olea europaea var. sylvestris, 1250 nucleotides long. RefSeq lists its product as uncharacterized. The record is from RefSeq and is a predicted model, not a curated record. The transcript has a single exon. Bases 230 to 694 code for a protein of 154 amino acids. Lineage: Eukaryota; Viridiplantae; Streptophyta; Magnoliopsida; Lamiales; Oleaceae.